This is a messenger RNA of Culex pipiens pallens (northern house mosquito), 2445 nucleotides long. RefSeq lists its product as uncharacterized. Lineage: Eukaryota; Metazoa; Arthropoda; Insecta; Diptera; Culicidae. Gene Ontology annotation, biological process: cellular response to misfolded protein. The coding region runs from base 103 to 1290 and encodes 395 amino acids. Gene Ontology annotation, molecular function: ATP binding; ATP hydrolysis activity. The transcript has 2 exons. The record is from RefSeq and is a predicted model, not a curated record.
UUUGUUUACAUAGCGGUUAUCGCAGCAGCUCGCAGCACAUUUUAUGAUUUUAAGAAAAAAAAAAUCUUCAAUUAAAUUAAACCCUUUGUGUAUUCACCAAAAAUGUCCACCGACAGUAACGCACUGUCCGCCCUGUUCGACGACCAGGUCCCAAGCAAAGACAAACACUACGAGUUCGGAUUUGCGCUGCCCUCGCCGACACCUUCCAGCGUGGUUCAACCCAUGGACGUGGACAGUUCCGGAGGGCCACUGCAGCUGCUGCAGAGUCCAAUCAAGCAGGAACCCACCACAGUUCCGGAACAUCCCGGCGAAAAACGCCAGCGACUCAACGAUGGCCAGGUCAAACGAAAGAUACGCAAGUUAGCGGCGGAGGAGAGUCGUAAUCAGAAUCACCAGGGUGGUGGCGUCAUUGUUGGGGAGAGCCGGUUCCGGCAGUUGAUCGGAUUGCGGCUGUUGCUAAUUUGCUCGAGUGCCGUCGUGAUGGCCGUUUGCGUUGGUCUGCUGACGGACGAUAACGUGAGGAAAGAUUUCUACAAACGUUACAAGCGACAGUACGAGCUGUUGCUGUACGGUGCUGAGGAUUACUGCAGCCGGCAGUUGGACUUUUCCAACGUGACCCGAGCGUUGGAUGCCCAGUUGGUUGGACAACGGGACGCGGUUGAGCAGGUGUCGCGGGUCUUCUACGAUAACCGGCACCAGUUGUACUCUUCGUUAGCCCUUGUUGGUUCGGUCGGAGUUGGGAAAAGCCUGAUGGCCACCAUAAUCGCCAAGAACUUCCAGUGGAGGCCAAACGUACAUCGGUUCACCCUGUCUGUUAGUCCAAAUCCGGAUCAGCAGUACGCCCGCUUUCAGCAGUUUGUUCAAUCGCUCAGGAGCGCCCCGCUGGAACCCAAGUGUGGUCACAACCUGCUGAUUAUCGAUGGGCUGGGCUCGGCAGAUAUCGCCACGGUCAACAAAAUGGACCAACGGAUGGCAUUUGUUGCGACCAAGGACACGAUGCCUACGACGGCCAUUUUUGUAUUUCAAGGAACGGCCUUCGACGAAGUCGACGGAAAUUUUGGCGUCCUGAACGGCACCAUCGAGCGGGUUCGGUUGAGGCAACUGGAUGAAGGUGAUCUGGAGCGAUGCGUGCGUCAGGAGGCGGCUUCUCUGGGUUACAACGUGGAGGAGAACCCGCGACUGCUGCGCGCCGUGAUGGAAAGCAUGGACGUGAACCGGUACGGAUGUAAGGCCGUGCUGGCCAAGCUUGGCUUCUACUGGCAGCAGGGGUUGGGAAGCACGGGAGAGUGAUAUUGUGAUUAUAGGAAAUAACUAACGAUUGUGAUUGUCUUGCUCACUGUAAAUUUAUUGUCAAUUUUAGCGAGGGUAGAAUCUCAAAGUAAUAAAAAAACUAUUUAGGAGCAAACUAAUGUUUAAUUUUUUACUCAAAAAUGUUUCAUCGUACAUAGUCAGACUUAACCGGAACGGGGAAAUGAAACUUGUUUGCUCACUUUCUACUGAACUGUUGACCUCUUUACUUGUCCAAUUGAUCCACGGGUUAGAAUUCAUUAAUUUUCGACAUUUUUACACGGGACUCACACUUACUCUCAAACCAAACGUUUGGUAGUAAGUAUGAGCUCUGUGUAAAGAGGGUGUCAAACUUAAAAGUGGCCCCGUUUGUUUGACAACAGUUGGCGUCAAACCAACGGGGUUUCAGUGUAUUUAGUUUACUCAAAAGUUAUGAACUGUCACUUUUCAUACGGCGCCCCCUUACAUUAUCGAAAAAUAAAAAGUUUGUUGAAGGGUUUGACAUCCCUUAAAUAACACAAUACAUAAUAGCAAUUAUUACAUAAAGUAGAAAUGUUGUGCAUGUUUAAAACUUCACCUAUAUGUUAAGCUUUCUUACUAAUAAAUAAACAGCCUAGCUUCCUCAAAAAUAUUUCUAUAGCGAACGCAAAUAGUAGCGUAAUUAGAAUUGGUCGUUACAUGUUACGUUUAGCACCCACAUUUUUUUUAGUAAUCCGUUUUCCGUUGUAGUUGUACAACUCGUUUCUGUUCAGUAUUCUAAACCCACAAAAAGAAAAUAAUUUCGUCCGCUAACCAACAAUGUAGCUUUGUAAUAGAAAAUUUAAAAUAAUAACCUCAAAAUAAACACAAUAAAAGCAACUUACCAGUGUUCGUGACCGUGACGUGAAAUGUGCGUGAAUCCCUACCGAAAGCUAUUGAGAAGGUGUGUUUUAAACCUGUGCAUUGUGCAGCCUAAAUUAGAGUAUGUAAAUAUUCUGGAAACUUCACACCCACACUAACAAAACCAUACACACGCCCAUACGCCCGCGCGUACAUCCCUCGUCCAGAUCAUGUACAAAAUCGAAGAAAAAAUGUUUUAGUUAAAACUAGCAAGAUUUUCUGUUGGUUUAGUUGUGCAACGAUUGGCCGGCCACACAAUGCUUCUCUCAGUGACAUUUG